Molecule: messenger RNA, 2137 nt
Organism: Schistosoma mattheei
Lineage: Eukaryota; Metazoa; Platyhelminthes; Trematoda; Strigeidida; Schistosomatidae
Source: the annotation of a GenBank genome assembly
AUUACUUACAAAGAUGGCGGAUGUAAUAAUUCCCGCCCCAUUCUGAUUGGUUGCUAAGCUGAAGGGCACAUUUACGAAAUUGAGUUGCGUUUAAUUGCAGCCAUCAAACAGACACGCAACAAACCCACUACACUUGAAGUACGCAAUGACCGCCUCUUGUAAGGCCGAUCAAGGUCAUUGGAACGAAACGGCGGGCGGCAUUGAAAGGGUUUGACUUUUUUAACGUGCAUCGUAUGUCUGUGUUCACGUUUCUAUCUCGUUCCCUUCCCCCGUUAAUUAACAUACCUGGAGUAACGUCUACUCUUUGUAUCAGCCAAAAGGUUUUUUGUUCGAUACUUCCGACUAAAAUGUAGCUUCUGCGGUUGUAUGGUCUCAUCUUUUCUGACUCCACCGGUGUGUAUGCAUUUGGACCGGAAGUACUGCGAUCUCUGCGAAAGCUGGAAAGUUUAGUUGACAAUAACAUGCUACAGCUAGGAGCUCAGCGUGUUUUGCUCCCAACUUUAGGUCCGAGACACAUCUGGGAAAAGUCUGGUCGAUGGUCUACCAUGCAGAGUAGCUUAUUCAGAGUCAAAGACAGAUUAUCUCAUGAGUAUUGUUUACAGCCAACCCAUGAAGAAUGUAUAACCAAUUUCAUUGCCUGUCUAAAUUUGUCGUACAAGUCCCUCCCCGUUUUGAUGUAUCAGAUAACCAGCAAAUUUCGAGAUGAGCCCCACCCGAAACAUGGUCUAGUCAGGGGUCGUGAGUUUGUAAUGCAAGACCUUUACACAUUUGAUGCUUCUGUCGAGACAGCUGAGGAAACGUAUAGACGUGUGAAGACUGCAUAUUCUGACUUGUUGGUUAACCUUGGGUUACCGUACCUAGUUGCAUCUGCAGAUCCAGGAAAUGUUGGUGGUCUUAUUUCAGAGGAAUUUCACGUCCAAGCUGAUGUAGGAGAAGACCGAAUAUUAGCGUGUUCGAAAUGCUCCCUGAAAUUCAAUUCAGAACUUAAAGUUGCCAGCUCAUUGUGUUCUUUACAAUCUUGCCCAAAAGUAUUCAAUGAAGUUCAAGGUAUAGAAGUCGCCCACUGUUUCCUAUUGGGUGAACGAUAUUCAAAGUGCUUUGAUGCCACUUAUCAAUCCCCUUCAGGCUCAAAACUUAUGUUCAUGGGGUGCUAUGGUCUUGGAAUAUCACGUUUACUUGCCGUCUGCAUCGAACACUUGACAAGAGUUGCAUUUCCUGACAAAUCUAAAGAUCAGAUCACACAGCUUCGAUGGCCUGUCCGAAUCGCACCAUACAGCGGAUCAAUAGUUCUACAGAAGGUAGUUGGUUUAUACUUUGAGUAAUAUGGGAACUUUUAAAUAUGGAUUCUAACGACUAAGAGGUUCAGUUCUCGUAAUGUUGUAUUACUACUGCUGCUACUACUACUACAUGUUUUUGUAAUAAGCUGGUCACAAAGCAAGUAUGUCUUCUGUACACACCUAUUAAAGUGAUGUCAACACCUGAUUACGCAGUAAGUACAUAUGACUGAGAUCACGGUAUGAAUGCUAGCUUUUUUUCCGAAGCAUCACAAGGGUUAGAUCGUUAUAAAUAAGUACUUCACUAAACUUUAUCCACAAGUGGCUGUAAGAAUGUCCUGUUUAUAAAACACCAACAAACUAACUUUCAGUUACAAUUAUGACGUUUUUCUAUUUAUCUGAAGGAAACGGCCAAGGAUAGUGUGAAUCCAGAUGAGCUGAAAUAUAUCCUCGAUACCAUUCAAAGUGAUUCCAUCAACUUCAAGUUACUUGGUGACAUUUUGGUGGAUGAUCGCAAAGAAUUAAGCUUGGGUAGAAAAAUUCUGGAUCAAAGCCGCUUGGGAAUACCAUGGAUACUUAUUGUAAAGAGUCAGAGAGAUGGUACAUAUGAAUUGAUUGAUGUUUAUAAAGACAGAUCAUGUGUAGCUACUUUAGAACAAGCCAGGUCUGCAUUCAGUAACCCUGCAGUAUUUGAUGCAUCAUCUCUCCCUUCAUGGGAUCACCGACAGAAUGAGCGCAAUAUAAAUGGAAACAAACUCAUUUAACUUGGUAAGCGCAUACAAAACAAGUAAUUUAAAGUUAAAAACUGUAAUAUAAUUUUAAACUAAAGAAAUAUGUACAAUAAAAACUUGUUUGAUAAUCCA